AUGGCCAGCGAAAUCACCGACCACGAGCAGCAGCAGUCGCCCUCUGCCACUGACGACGUCGCCAACAACGGCAACGGCGCUCUUGCCCAGGCCGACCCCAAUCGCGGCACCAAGCGCCCGCGUCCUGCCGCCGACGAUGACGAUGACGACGACGACAAGCCCGGUCGCGAGAGAAGGAAGAUUGAGAUCAAGUUCAUCCAGGACAAGUCGCGCCGCCACAUCACCUUCUCAAAGCGCAAGGCUGGCAUCAUGAAGAAGGCCUACGAGCUUUCCGUCCUCACCGGCACGCAGGUGCUGCUGCUCGUCGUCUCCGAGACCGGCCUCGUCUACACCUUCACCACCCCGAAGCUGCAGCCGCUCGUCACCAAGCCCGAGGGCAAGAACCUCAUCCAGGCCUGCCUCAAUGCGCCAGAGCCCGCGACCAACGAGAACGGCGUGGACGGCGACAACGUCGGCGACUCGCCCGAGGACCAGCACAACCAGGUGCCCCGCGGUGCUCCCGGCAUGCCUCCUGCGCCCGGCAUGCCCGGUGGCUACAUGACGCCCGAGCAGGCUCAGGCCAUGCAGUACCAGAACUACCUGCAGCAGCAGUCGCACAACGCACAGUACCCUGGUAUGGCGCCGCAGGCGGGCAUGCCCAGGCACCCGCAACAGUAUCCGCCGGACCAGAAGCUGGCGUAA
This is a messenger RNA of Diplodia corticola, 681 nucleotides long. Its product is annotated as mads box transcription factor mcm1. The transcript is spliced from 3 exons. NCBI's taxonomy places the organism in Eukaryota, Fungi, Ascomycota, Dothideomycetes, Botryosphaeriales, Botryosphaeriaceae. Gene Ontology annotation, biological process: positive regulation of transcription by RNA polymerase II. Gene Ontology annotation, molecular function: DNA-binding transcription factor activity, RNA polymerase II-specific; RNA polymerase II cis-regulatory region sequence-specific DNA binding; protein dimerization activity. Bases 1 to 681 code for a protein of 226 amino acids. The record is from RefSeq and is a predicted model, not a curated record.